AUGAUAGGCGUUAUGCAGAGUGCCGAAUUGGUUGAUCUUGACGAACAAUCACCAACAUAUUGCGAGGCAGCCAUUCGACAACAAUUCACCUCCACUAGUGCUUUUCAUCCUGAUGGCUCUACUGCCAGCCCAGUGACAGUCGAGGAGUCUGUUUGUGCUGUAUGUGGUUACGAAAUUAAGGACCAGUUCGUUCUGAAGGUUAUCAUUUCUUCAUUUUCUAUCGCUUUCAAUAGAUCCGGGAACCCAGCAAUCCUUGGGCUUCAAGUGAUGUCCGACUCCUUUCACGAAUGCUGCCUACGUUGUGUAGCAUGUAAUCAGAAUCUGUCCAACAGCCCCACAUGCUUUUCAAAGGAUGGUCGGCUCUACUGCCGAGAAGAUCAUUCAAUGUACGUUCAAGUUUACAUUUUCAUA
Ostertagia ostertagi is the source of this 411-nucleotide messenger RNA. NCBI's taxonomy places the organism in Eukaryota, Metazoa, Nematoda, Chromadorea, Rhabditida, Trichostrongylidae. The record is from the annotation of a GenBank genome assembly.